Molecule: messenger RNA, 2220 nt
Organism: Esox lucius (northern pike)
Lineage: Eukaryota; Metazoa; Chordata; Actinopteri; Esociformes; Esocidae
Gene: pax10
Product: paired box 10
Exons: 9
Coding region: 507-1280 (257 amino acids)
Biological process (GO): anatomical structure development; regulation of transcription by RNA polymerase II
Molecular function (GO): DNA-binding transcription factor activity, RNA polymerase II-specific; RNA polymerase II cis-regulatory region sequence-specific DNA binding
Source: RefSeq, a predicted model, not a curated record
CUUCCAUACCUUUGCCAACCCUUUCUCCCUCCCUCCUCACCUCUCUCCCUCUCACUUCAUCACCCCUUUCCUGGCAUUAAGUCCAAGCCUGACACUGACACUGACUCUGUAUGUCAUCCCUCUCUUCUCUCUUUCUCUCUCUCUUUCUCUCUCUAUCUAUCGCUGCGAGGGCCAGAGUGCCUGCAGAAGCGUUUCUCUCUGCGACCCACUCCCCCUCCCUCUCCUCCUCUCUUUCGCUCUGUCUAACUCUCUCCAUCUCUUCACCGGCUCGCCUCCCUGCUCUCUCUUUCUCACUGCGCACACAGUCAACAAAAGCGAGGUCAAGGGAGAAGGAUGAGGGGAUAGCAAAGGAGAGGAAGAGGAGAACGAGAGAUACCUUGGAAGCGGCAGAGAGUCUAAAGAAAAGCAAGUUUGGUGAAUCCUCUGCGCCUGAUUAGUUCUGAUCCGGGUUCUAAUCGGAACGACAGAGGUCAGGGGUCAGAGGUGUCAGAAGUUAGAAUCUCAAGAUGCUGAAUCUCCAGAACACUUCCAGCUGGACAGGGCCCAACAACUGGUACCAUCAGCCAACACAGCACGGUGCAGAUGGCUGUGUGGUGGAUGAUGUGCGGAUUGCGGGAGGUGAAGGAGUUCAACGAGAGAGAGACGAGGUAGACGAUGCCCAGCACCACCUCCAGCUGAAGAGAAAGCUCCAGAGAAAUCGAACCAGUUUCACUCAGGAGCAGAUUGACGCACUGGAGAAAGAGUUUGAACGGACACAUUACCCAGACGUCUUUGCCAGAGAGAGACUGGCGGCUAAAAUUGACCUUCCAGAGGCUCGCAUUCAGAUCUUGCGUUUGCAAGAACGCCUUGGCUGUACCGCCACAACCUGGUGUGGUUUUCCAAUCGACGAGCAAAGUGGAGGAGGGAAGAAAAGUUGCGCAAUCAAAAGAGGUCAGGGGGCGGAACUUCAUGUUCUCAGGCACAUGCUCCCCUCAGCACCUCUUUCAACACAGGUGUCUAUCACCCACAUCAUGGAAACAGCUCAGCAUCGAUGCACAGUCGCAGUGAUAACACUCUCUCAGGCUACGGUUCUCUCUCAGUUUUCUCCAAUAUGCAGUCGUUGCCCCCUCAGUCCACACCUUCUUACCCUUGCAUGCUACCUCCCUCCCCCUCUGCUCCUCCCCCCUUGCCCCGAAAGUUUGACUCCCCAUCUUAUCCCUCUCCUCACCUGCCUCCCCCUCACUCUGCAAGCUCCAACACAGGAUAUCUCACAGGUGUGUCGGCUAGCGAGCAGGACUUAGGUCAGUACUGGACCAGACUCCAGUGAGAGUAACAGAGUCAUUGCACAUCCUGGACUAGACUACCCAGUAACUCUGUGACACCAGAAUACCAUCAAACCUGCCAUCAUCUAAAGACCCACCUUUUCAUUGUGACUCUCAGGACAUGAAACUGAUUUGCUGAGUUAGAUACCAAAACAGCCAAUCCGUUGCAAUCCAAACCAAAUAUAAUCAGCCAUUCUAAUAGGGACAAUUACUUGCAAUAAAAGUAGCAAUGACAUCCAAUGACAGUCCUGGAUGGCCUUAGAAUUACCAAUGACAAUCUAGUAUGGGCAAGAAGAAGCCAAUGAUCAUCAAGUCUCGGUACGGGACUACCAACUGCAAUUAAACUCGACCUCAGUGCACAAUGCAAUCAAAUGAUGGAACUGGAAAUGGAUCCCAGCAGAAUUAUGUUGCUCACUUGUUCACCCACUCGCUGAUCCCUUUUUAUGUUUGCUCAUCUUGAACAGACUAUGAAAAUGUUUAAUUAAAUCAACAAUCAUAGUGAAGUAAGGAUAACAAUUGAAGGUCGAGGAAGGAUUUGUGUACCAAAUGACCUAGGAGAGUUAAAGACAAUCAAAAACCAAUACUAGUGAAUAAAGUUACUGUGAUGCCAUAUUUCUGAUCUCCCUACCUCUUUCUUCAUCUACUUAAUUUAAGCCCUUACCUUUUUAAAAUGUCUUCCCUCAACUGUACAUUUAGCACUGUAUGUGUGUGUGUGUGUGUGUGUGUGUGUGUGUAUAUGUGUGUGCACGCUCGUGGGUGUGUGUGUGUGCGCGUGGGUGAGUGGGUGCUUGCAUACGAGCAGGCAUUUCAUGUGUGUUGCUACAUUUUGUGCAUGUGUGUCUUUAGCCUGCUAAUCAUUUUGUGUAUUCUCUUUUUGUGAAGAUGUUUGACCCGAAAAUAAAAAUCUAAAUGUGAAACC